This is a messenger RNA of Polistes dominula (European paper wasp), 1179 nucleotides long. Its product is annotated as cyclin N-terminal domain-containing protein 1. The record is from RefSeq and is a predicted model, not a curated record. Gene Ontology annotation, biological process: reciprocal meiotic recombination. Gene Ontology annotation, cellular component: site of double-strand break. Lineage: Eukaryota; Metazoa; Arthropoda; Insecta; Hymenoptera; Vespidae.
AUAGUCAUACGAAUACUAUUAUUCGAUAGUUAAUAAUUGUUAAUAAUGAAUAAUAUAGUCCAGAUUUUGUUGUUAUUCAUAUUUACAAAUAAAUAAUUAUCAGACAAAAGAUAUACUCACGUCUAAUAAUUAUUACGAAAUUUAUUAAAGUAUUCAGUUUGAAAUAGUUCACCUGUACGAAUGAAAAUAUUUAAAUGAGAAUUUAUUUAAUUCGAUAGAUGUUUUUAACGUUAUUAAAUAAUGGAUUUUGAUAGCGCUUAUAUAGAUCCCUUAGUAGAUGGUUGGUUAGAACAACUUCAUGAAGCUAUAAAAGAAGAAGAAAAUAUGGUUAGAGCUGAAGAUGAAUUUUAUAUGCCAUUCAUAGGGAUUCCAGCAUCUGUAAUAAGUGCUAUUUUCAAAAUAACAUGUCACCUAGAACUAGGAACAGAUACUAAAUAUUUAACAAUUCAUUUAUAUGAUAAAUUUAUGUGCAAUUAUUUUUGGGAAGUAUAUAAAACAGAAAAUGAGGCAACUGAAGCUUCAUGGUCUAAAAUAUGUCAAACAAUUUCUCAUAAAUCCAAACUAUAUCUUGUAUCUUGUCUUCAAUUAGCAAGUAAAAUGGAUUUACAUUCUAAAAGUUUAAGUAUAUCACAGUUAAUAUGUAUUUUACGUUGGAUUGAUAAAAAAAAGGAAUAUACAAAUAAUGUACUUAUUAGUUCGGAAUUUAAAGUAUUUAAAACUAUAGGAUUUAAAAUGCCUUUCUGUACACCGUUACAAUGUAUCGAAGUUCUUUUAGCAGCGACAGGACUUAGGAAUACAUUGAAUAUAUAUGAAACUUCUAUAGAAUUAUUGGAUUUAGCAUAUUUACAGCACGAGCAAUUAUAUUCACAUGUGCAGUGUCUAGCGCAAGGUCGUAUUAGCAAAUCUGAAGUCAAUAAGAGAAACUUAAUGGCUCUUAAAACAAAUUCAUUAUUUCUUGGAGGAUGUAUCAUCUUGUGUGCAACAUUUUUUUUAUAUUUUGAUAAUAAUAUAGCAAAAGGAAUAGCAGCUAAACUAGCCGAUCUAGUAGAUACUACCUAUACUGAUAUUUGGGAUGUAGCAAAUAUACUUCUUAUAUUAGCGAUACAGGAAUAAAUGUGAAAAACAUAAAAUAGAUAUAUAUAUAUAUAUCUAUAUCUAUAUAUUUCAAAUUAUAAUUGU